AUGCCUCCUUGUCAACACAAUGUGCUCAAUGAUCAACUUUCACCGUCAAUCAACCCCGCAACACUGCCUCUGCCCCCAUCUCCAUGCACGACUCCCUCCGCGCCAGUUGUGAGGCCAGAAGAAUCCGCCUGGAGAGCGGAUCCAACCGUGGGCCCAGGUGAGUUGGAUGGCACGGCCCGAUCCACUCCCAAAUUGGGAACACCCACUGCUGCUCCAAGGGAAUCGAAAGCGUCGGUCGAGCCCACGUCAGUCGAGCCCACGGCUGCAUCGCUUUCGGAGCCAGUGAGCUGCGAUACUCCUUCGAUAACGUUCGAGGAUCUUGCUCGGCGGUAUCGCCAAAGCCAUCGGAAACGGAUUCAAAGACAGCGCCUGGAAUCUCGCCUGCGUACGGCCAAGGUAUCCACCGGAGUUUUGUCGCGCAUGAUCCGCGUGGGAAACACAGUCCAAAGAGGCUUGAUCGAAACGCUCAAACAUGAAGACAAGUCCAACUUUGUCUCACUCUACCAAACGCUAUUGGAUCUUCGGGAGUCGUGCGAUUUCACUGCGCGAGCCGACGAGCAGGCGGACUGGUCAGAUGAAUCAAGUCCUUCCUUAGACGCUGGCCGUCAUUCUUCCAUGGACUUUCUUCACCAGCUGAGCCCCCAAUCCCGGACGGACUUAUUGGAUAUUUUGCAUCGAGUUCGCUCUGAUCCCCAAUUCUUGGUUAAUCGUCUCCGCAGCUUCACAUCCGCUCAACUGGCCACAUUUAUCUCCCCAGCCUCUUCCUUGGACUUUGGAGACCCUGCUUUCCCUUCUUCCUUUUCUACUGCCACAUCCUCGUCUUCUCGGGUCCGCGGCCAGUAUUCAAUGAACCGAAUUUCAACCACAUCUGCCUCUUUCAAGAACUAUGUGUAUGCUUUUGAACGGACGGACCCGCUGACCAUUUUGUUUUGUAAUGUGUUCACUGCGCAACUGGAUUCCGAGUCUGCCGAGUCCAGACUGAGGCUGGAUGUGUGGUCAACUGUCUGCGCGCAACUAAUAUCCCAGGGCAGCAGUAAAUUCUAUCCUUUAGUUGGUCAAGUUUUGUCCUCAAUUACGCACGGCAUUUGGAAAGCCCGGCCUCAGUUUGAGCUUUACCUGAUGGACAUCCUGCAAAGAGGCGCAUUUCUCCUGGAACACACAGCUAGCCCUGCUGGUUUGGAUUUCACGCCGGAAGCCUUGGAUCCAUUGCGUACUGAUGUGGCCGAGGAAUUCUUUGCCUCUGCAGUGGACGGCCUGUUCCGUGUUCUAGACGAUCCAGACUGUGGAUUUCCUUCUGCAGUCUUUCAAUUUGCUCGGGAAGUCCUGGGAAGACUGGAUUCACCUGACAGCCGCAGCCGUUUUCUUGAAUAUCUCUUUGUGCAGUGGUUCUUUCCCAAAUUUCUCUACAGUGCCCUGACUUAUCCGGAGGCGCAUGGGCUGUUGCUCGAUUUUCACAUACGUAAAGACGCUCGGGAGAAGCUACUUGGACAAGUGGGACUUCGCGCGUAUUCUCAAAUUUACGCCGUCCUACGAUCAAUGUUCGUGACACUCUGUCCCAGCCUCCAGUCGAACUCGCACUUAUCCAAUCCGCACAGGCAUCAUGUUUCCGUACUCCGCCCUUCAAUAAAAGCUCAUGUGGACAACAUGCUUUCCCGCUUUUAUGUCAACCAUUCUUCCCAGCCGUCGUCUGCGAAAGUUUCCUGCGAAACGGAGUCUAGCGCCGACUGCGCACAUCGCGACGAUUCAACACCAAACUUCCUUCUCCUAUCUUCAGCCGAUGUCGUCACCUUGCUGGAUGCUCUCUUCCCAACUCCAGGAUCUCCAGUCGAUCCGACGCCGGGGUUCACCGGCGCCUCAAUGCAUAAAGCUACAAACGGCCUGCGAUCUGCAACGUCAACUGGAAAUACAUUUGCCAAAACUGCACUUGGGCGUAUCGCUCAUGGAAAUUCGUCUCAUAUGGCUCGCUCAGAAGACCAGAUCUCUCAAGCUGCUGCGCGUGUUCGCUUCGAGCUAAGUGAUCUGGAUGAGAGACAUGGACGCGUUACGAUGGAUCAUCCUGCUGAAGAGAAUUGGACAAUAUUGUCCGUCGCUUCUGAAGACAGUGCACUUGCGAGCACUAUCACGCCGUCAUAUUCGAGGAUGAGUAGUGACCGAGAUUCUUCCUUCGACUAUCACGGCCAGGCGGAAGGCGAUGAAGCCUUGCACAAUGCAGUAAUACGUCUUAUCAACGAGGACCACUGCCAUCAAGCGGGUGAGGUGAACCAAGAUGCUCUUGAACCCAAGAUAGCAUUGGCGACGCUCAGGGGGCGUUUCAAUCGUGCCAUGUUCUCCGCUCAGAACAACUCUGAUUUCGUUAAUGCGCAUUACUGGUGGAACCUGACACGUCAGUUGCGUCGACAGUCACUCUCGGACGGCUCAAACAGUGACGCUUGGAUUCUUGAGCCUAUGCACAAGCGCUGCAUGCGCUCGCUUGAGAAAUCUAUUGACGUGAUCGACCGAUGCGAAAUGGAGCUCUUGUUUAUAGAUCAAAGCUUGCAUCGGCUUCAUGCGCAAGUCAAAUCUCUCAUGGCUGUCGUGACCAAGAUUCGCAUCAAGAUGUGGUACAUGACCGAGGUGAAAAACUCCAUGCGAUAUGAGGAGGCGCGGCACGUCACUACUGCCCUGACGAUGAUCCCUACUGCCCGCCCACAGACCACUGAUUUGCCCGAAUAUUCGCGUUCCAGGUUUGGAACGCGCUCUCUUGGAAGCUCAUUAUUUCAGAAGCCUGAGGUUCAAGUCCUGAAAAUGAUGACUGCACCCUGCAGUCAAGGCGGUCCUCGGAAGUUGUCUGAUGAACAGGUCGAUUUGACCCGUAAGUGGCUGGCCCACAGCAAUAUCGAGAACUUUUGCAAGGGAGAAGAGCGGAUUCAUCGAUUCUGCUAUGAGGUACGCAUAAGCGUGAAUCGAUUGGUAGGUGAAACUAUGGCAGAGGCCCCAAUUCUCUGGGCCAGCGAUUUGUUUCAAAGAGAGCGCGUUAGCUACGAAGGCCACGCUGGUCGGGCCUUCCCAGGGCUUUCCAUACCAACGACGCCAAGGCCCUCCACUGGAGCCAGUGAUGACCAUCUUCAUUCGCACCAUCUCUUCGGCUCUAAUCUUUCCGUCUCCGAUGCUUACAACCGGCCCCCCGACCUGUCGCCGCUUAUCGGACGCAAACCCUCCAUCCAAAGCUUUCUUUCAGACAGUUACCGAGCGAAUCGUGACCUACCAUCGUUUGAAGUUUCAUCAAUGGGGGGAUCGCCCAGCCGUGCUGCGUCAACAACAACAACAACCACAAGUGAUAAUCAUAGUUCAUUUUGGUCAGCACAUCAAGGCCCCUCCACAUAUGCGGCCAGUGUUUCCACCGCUUACUCUCGACCUCCUUCAAUGAUCAGCGAUGGCGCUAUGCGCCAGCCUCGCCGUGCCGAGCGUAAAGUGCAGGGCAAGGACGAAUUCAUAGAGGACCUCCGCCAGCACCUGACAAGCCUUCUUUUGAGUGAUCUGGGUUCACCAGUGUGGAGCUGUGGUAGCGAAACGGACGCUUGGUUCGCCCGCUACCUAAGCCACCCACCGGUCAAGGCUCAAAUGCAAAAACAAGCAUCUUUUCAGAAGUUCUACUCUGAUUACGAAAAGCGAUCUCACUUUGAAAAGCAGCGUCAGUCAAGCGGAGCACGACGAAGUCGAUCCCUCGACCGCUCCUGGAGAUUUACACAAAAGGGCCCAUCCGCAGACGUGUCUAGACACCUGCGAGGCGGAUCUGACAAAGAUGGUUUCCCUGGCUUUUCAUAUGAAGAUGCGUUCCGCCGUCUGCUCGAUACUUUCUCGCGUCAUGGCAAUCCACUAGUCAAGCUUAACGCAUUGAGGGACUUGCGAUCCAUGGUGAUAGCCUCUUUGGUACCUGUGCAAGAGAAUGACUCAACAAUUAGACGGGCCACCAAGGCCGGUCAAGGCAACGGGAGAGGGUCCAAGACAUUUUCCCGAGCAUGCACUGGGCGACGAAGUUUCACGGACCUUGACAUACCUUCGCUGUUGCAGGCAGAUACCACGAUCCCGGCAAUGGCUCCAGCUGCAUCUCUUCCAUUCGGGUCCACUCGCUCCACUCAUGAUGUUCCUGCGGAGGAAAAGAUCGUUGCUACCUUACGAAAACUGAUUCUUGAUGUCAAGCCAAAGACACUCUUUCGUGACUUGCAGUACAUAUCUGCUUUUGUGCCCACGGAGUAUUUCGCUAAAUCUGAUCGCGAAACCGCAUUCCUUCAAUUCGGUCUGGCUGCUCUGAGCCUCAAAGAAGAAGCUUGUCACGGUAUGGUGGAGGUUGCCGAUCGAAUUGUGUCUCAAGAGCUCCUGCGACGACAUCCCCUUCCUGGCGCAGGCUUUCACUCACGACCGGUUCAUGCUAUCGACGAUGCAGCAGAGAUGUGGAUUAUUACAGCCAAGGAGGGGAAUCCCAUCGCGCAGCGUGAAUUGGCCAUUCUCUAUUUAACUCAUCCCGAACGACUGCAACGCGUCACACUGCCUCUGACUCGACCGCGUGAUACAUUCAAGGCUGAAAUGAUGUAUCGGCGCGACAAGGAUUCCAAGUCCGAUCCGCAGAGCAUGUGCUUGGCACUACACUGGAUGCAGCUUUCAGCCAACGGAGGGGACAUCCUUGCACGCAAUCGGCUUCGCGAACGAGAGGAAUUUGAUUCUAUUGCAUGA
Molecule: messenger RNA, 4710 nt
Organism: Penicillium diatomitis
Lineage: Eukaryota; Fungi; Ascomycota; Eurotiomycetes; Eurotiales; Aspergillaceae
Exons: 2
Coding region: 1-4710 (1569 amino acids)
Source: RefSeq, a predicted model, not a curated record